This is a messenger RNA of Daldinia vernicosa, 4135 nucleotides long. RefSeq lists its product as uncharacterized. The coding region runs from base 98 to 3877 and encodes 1259 amino acids. The transcript has 3 exons. The record is from RefSeq and is a predicted model, not a curated record. Gene Ontology annotation, cellular component: nuclear pore transmembrane ring. Gene Ontology annotation, biological process: nuclear pore organization; protein import into nucleus. NCBI's taxonomy places the organism in Eukaryota, Fungi, Ascomycota, Sordariomycetes, Xylariales, Hypoxylaceae. Gene Ontology annotation, molecular function: structural constituent of nuclear pore.
AUUUCUAUUUGCCCAACCAAUCGAUCAACAACCAAUUUACCAACUUAGUCCGAUAUUUUCUUCCGCUCCUGAUGGUUCGUCACCAUCACGGAAUGCAAUGAAUCCCGGGACGCCGCGCGUGGGCGCUGGAGGUUUCCCUCAAACACCGGCCGCUAGAGCUCAAAGACCACGUCAGGCACAAGAUGCUAAACCUCGAACUACUUUACCAACCGCUCCCGAAAGCCAACCCUCUUCCGCUCCGAAUAGCCAGCCGGUAAUCCCUACUACCAUCAUUGACGCACCCACCCAGCGAUUUUAUGCCUUCGCCAUCUACGUAGCCCUUCUAGGAUGGCGCUUCUACGACUGGAUACAGAUAUUAGAGGAUAAUGGCGGCUCAUUCUACUUUUUCUGUAAAUGGGUCAUCUUUGACUUUAUUUUCUUCUUCUCUUUACCUUCCAUGCGCAUACCUUGGCUGGAGCUGGCCGCACCGACGGUUUCUAUGAUCUUUUUUGGCCAUCUAGUAUUUAACUGGCUUCUAAUGUUUAACAUUCCCGUGCCUUGGCAUUCCUGGCUUCUCGGUCUGGUUAAGGUCUUCUAUGACAAGGAACUCGCUAUCUCUGAGCACAAUGUUAAAGUCUCGAGCAUUCUGCAUAACUCCUCUCUUAUCAUGGGAAAGCAGAUCAUUAAUAUCCUUCCUGAAGGUUCUGCCCUUCUUAAUCCUGAGAAGAAUCCUUACUGUCUCGGCCAAGGCCAGAAUGUAGCGGCUGUCCCUAUCUACUUCAACGCUACGGUUCCCGUCGAGGUCGAACUUCUUCGCUUCGAUCUAGAAUCCGAUUCUCAGGAGGUAUUGAAACUCAGCCGUAAGGAGAUUAGGGAAAUUAGCAAACAGUCGGCCAGGUCUGUCGAAGAUGGAGCACUGGGGAUUUAUAGAUACGACAUCGCUAUAAAGAAGCCAGGCGUUUAUCAACUAAACAAGGUCCUUGAUGAGUAUAAGCUUGAGGUUCAGAGACUUACCGAGCCUACAUAUAUUGUUCCUUGUCCGAGAGCCCGGGUUCGUACGGCACAGUCGACAACGAAGUGUAUCGGUGAUCUAUCCAACUUAUCUCUGGAUGUUUAUGGAACGCCGCCCUUAAAGAUCGUCUACAGCCGCACUAUCAAUGGAAAAGAUCACAGUUUCCAUUUUCAAAGUCUUCAGCCCGACGGCUUCUCAUCUCCCCUGCUUACCCAGAGAUCGACUAUAAUGCCUUUAGGAGAAGAGGACUAUACCUGGGCCAGGCUACAGACCGUCGAGGUAGGCCUGAAUGAGUCGAUGAAUUCCGCGGGAGAGUGGCAGUAUUCCAUCGACGAAGUUCACGACGUCUUUGGCAAUGUCAUCCAGUAUCCUCAACCUGAGGAUCCCGACGCCAAGCCUAAACCCAAGCACCUGUUUCAGAAUUUUGUUGUGCGAGAACGCCCAAGAGCUACUAUCAAGGGCUGUGACCCUAGUAACCCCCUCAAGGUCGCUAAGGGAAAGUCGACAAAGCUUCCUGUCCAGAUUGGACGCCCAGGUCAAACUCCGGAUAGCGUUUCCCACACUCUGACCUGGAUUUUCUCGCCAAUCGACACGCUCACUAAGAGUGGCGAUCAUGGCGACGUUGUCGAGGUCGGUACUUUUACCGCCAAGAGUGUGGAUGAUCAACCUAAGAUCAGUGCGCCAGGUUUGUAUACCUUGAAAUCCGUGUCUUGUGAUUCCUGUGAGGGAGAGAUUGAGGAACCCUCAUCUUGCUUACUGCUCAACCCUCUUGAACCAACAUUGUCGAUUCAGGCCGAGGAGAUUCCAGACAAGUGUGCCGGUAACUCUAUUGGACUUCGGGUGAAUCUCGAUAUGAUCGGAACCCCUCCUUUUAGAGUUGGAUACACCGUGACCAGCGAUUCUGGACAGAAUAGGAGGGAGACUGUUGAGAUCAGAGGCCUCAGACAACAGAUCGAUCUUCUGCCUAGGAACGCCGGGCGCUACCAAUAUCGCUUUAGGAGAAUCGAAGAUGCCAUUUACACCGUUCCUCUACCUUUAUCGGAUGAAUACUAUCUGGAGCAGAAUGUUAAGCCGCCUGCGACAGCGUAUUUCAAGUCAGAACGCCGUAGCAUUAAUGCUUGUCUGGAUCAGCCAGUCAAACUUGACGUGGCUCUUCUCGGAGACGGUCCUUUCACGCUCGAGUGGGAGCUCGUACACGAAGGUAAAAGGAAGUCCGAGAAAGCGACUGGUAUUGAAAGCGACACCUUCACCAUCGAAACUGCUCCGUUAUCGACCGGUGGUGAGUACACCUUGGCCCUGAAGAGCAUACGAGACAAGACAGGAUGUCGCAUAUUCCUCAAGGAAGAGGCCAAGAUCUCUGUGCGACGCCAGCGACCGCGGGCAGCAUUUGGUGUUAUUGAUGGUAAGAGGUCAGUUACGGUUGUUGAAGCCGCCACAGCCCAUCUCCCCUUGAAGUUGUCCGGUGAUGGGCCAUGGAUAGUGAGCUAUCGCAACCUUAACAGCACUUCCGAGGAACCAGGGGUUCGCAUUGCGAAGACCGGCAACGAUUUCAUUGAAGCGAAGGAACGGGGUAUCUACGAGAUUAUUGAUGUUAGGGAUCACGGGUGCAGUGGCAUCAUCAAUCCCCAAGCCAGUCGUUUCGAAGUUAAGUGGUACCCGCGUCCCGAGCUGUCGUUUUCGCCUAGCGAGUCGAUUCAGCCCACAGAUAAGAGAAAUAAAUUUAUCAAGAGAGAUGUCUGUGAGGGCGAUGUGGACGGAUUUGAAGUUACACUUAAAGGCUCGCCUCCGUACCACGUGGAGUAUGAAGUCAAACAUAAGCCGAGGGCAGGCUCGGGCUCGGUGGCCCGAAAAGAGUUCGAUGCUGCCCUCGGGAAAGCAUCUAUUCCCCUGGAGACAGCUAAGGCCGGAUUAUACACUUACACAUUUUCUGGCCUAUCAGACAAUCUCUACAACGACAAACAGAGAUCUGAGCCUCUUACAUUGGAGCAGACGGUCAACCCGAAGCCGUUCGCUUCCUUUGUCAAGCCUGGUCAAACAUUCAAGAUGUGCAUGUCUGAUUACGGCCCGCAAGAAUCGAUUCCUAUUAGGCUAGAGGGCAAAGCACCAUUCUACGUCGAAGUCGAAAUUAAACAGCAUUCCGGAAAUCUCCCAGAGAUAUUCAGGAUUCCUAACAUCCAGACCAACAAUUACGCCAUUCAAAUUCCCAGGCAGUACCUAAAGCUUGGUGGCCAGCAGGUCAGAAUCCGCAAGGUACGCGAUGCCCGUGGUUGCCAACAGAAGACGGAAAGCGGUGGUGGUGUGGUUCAUAUUCAGCUUUACGAAGCACCGUCUAUCUACCCGCUCGAGCAGCGAACCGAUUAUUGCGUCGGUGAGCGCAUCGCUUACACGCUUUCGGGCACGCCUCCUUUUGAAGUACACUAUGAAUUUUCCGGCAAACAGAUGAAGGCCAAGUCCCAAACCACCAGCUUCCGUCGUAUUGCCGAAUCGCCUGGUGACUUCACGAUCAAUAGUAUUAGCGACAAAGGAAGCGAGUGCCGGGCAGCCGUUAAUAUAACUAAGACUAUUCACCCCAUGCCGAGCGUCAGAAUUAGUAAGGGCCGCGUUAUCCAGGUCGAUAUCCACGAAGGAAGCGAGGUGGAGAUCUUGUUUGAAUUCUGGGGUACGCCACCUUUCGAGUUCACGUAUACUCGUAGUACCAACGCUCGGAAGGGACAGAAGAGCCAGGUAUUAGAGACGCGACAUGAUAUCAGCUAUGAGCAUAGCAAGGUAAUCACGGCAAACCUGGAGGGUACGUACGAGGUAGUAGCUAUCAAGGAUCAACACUGUGCCUUUUCGACGUUGGGCGUCGAGGGUAGGGACAAGGGCCAGAAGUCGUUGAAGUACUGAAAAGCUACCUACCUAGGUAACUUAUCGAAUUGGCGGGGGGGAGAAUUGGACAUGGGUAUGGACAUGUGGAACGAACAGGCUGCAUAUGAAGAGUAUGUGGAAAUAAUGUAGAGCAACGGGGAUGAACAGCUACGUGCGGCUGUUGGGGCAUUGCAUGAGCAUGGCGUUCCGGUAGGAUGACAGCUUUUGCUGACAGGAUUGCCAUGGCAGUCCAAUAUAAAAAAUGUGACUCUAUUUGUAAACCCAUGAGCAGGACGU